ACGGGUUCGUAGCUGACGUAUUUUAUAUUUGUAUGGAUUAAAAUUAUUGUACAGAAUUUAGUCUUAAGUGUAAAAUCCGUGUUUAUUUUUGUCUUAUAUUAUUUAAUUUUGUUCAUGACUAAGAAAUAAUGUCAUUCGAGUACUUGCCCGUGGCUGAAGAUGAAAAUGAAGAACCCAUAGAACUUCCACUCGAAGAAGACGGGACUUUGAUGUUAUCGACUGUGUCUGCGCAAUUUCCAGGUUGCUGCGGCUUAAAGUAUCGUCACCCUGAAAGUAAAACUUUUAGAGGCAUUAGAUUGCGAGAUGGUAGACUUUAUCCACCACCAGAAGGAUGGGGUAAUCAUUUAUUUAUUUGUAGUUUCCCCAAGGAACAUAAAAGAAAAUCGGGUGAAUGUACUGAGAAUUUAUUGCUUAAAAAUAAACGAAAUGAUAACUUGUGUUCUGAUUUAAUUGUAUUAGGAUUACCUUGGAAAGCAACAGAACAAACUGUUCGUGAAUAUUUUGAAAAAUUUGGAGAAGUUCUAAUGGCACAGCUUAAACGUGAUCCAAAGACUGGCAUGUCUAAGGGAUUUGCCUUCAUACGAUUUGCAUCAUAUGCAUCUCAAAUGAGAGUGUUAGCUCAGAGACACAUGAUAGAUGGUCGUUGGUGUGAUGUUCGAAUACCUAACUCAAAGGAAGGUUCUGUUACAUCCAUGCCUUGUAAAGUUUUUGUGGGCAGGUGCACUGAAGAUCUAUCAGCUAAUGACCUCAGAGAUUACUUUUCUCAGUUUGGUGAGGUGACUGAUGUGUUUAUACCUAAACCAUUUAGAGCAUUCAGUUUUAUAACAUUUCUGGAUCCUGAGGUUGCACAGAGCUUAUGUGGCCAAGAUCAUAUCAUCAAGGGAGUUUCUGUUAAUGUUUCUAAUGCAUCUCCUAAACAAAACAAGAGCAACUUGGCUCAAAGAAAUUUGCCCAGUCGGAGCUAUGAAGAACACCAACAUAAUUCAAAUAAUAACAAUUCUUGGAGCAGCAGGAGCAUUGACAUGGUAAAUAUGCAAGCUUUGGGAAUAUCUGGCCAGCAUGGCCAAACUGCAGUUGCUGGUGGUGCGGGUCAGGGGCAAGGUGGCAGCAUGCCUCUGGGUAUGAGUGGGCUGCCAGUCAAUCAGGCAUUAGUAGCAGCAGCUCUCAAUCAGGCUGGUUGGGGCUUGAUCAAUAAUAUCCCAUCAGGUGGCUCUGAACAAGGAGCAUUUGCAGGGCCAGCAUCAACUGCACCACCAGCUCCACCCAACUUCCUCUCUUGGAUGCAACAAGGUAACUCUGCUCAGGGACCGUCUAGUCAAUGGGGACAGAGGCACCAGUCCCAAGGCCACUCAGUUUGAUAAAAGUGACUUGAGAAGCUCACAAUAAUCUCUGUGAUUGUAGCAAAAAUAAGAUAAUUAUAAUGUGAAAUUAUCUACUACAUGUUAUAAAUAUGGGUUGUUUUGGUGUUGAGUGGUUUGCUACUGGUGUUAUAAUAAUUUAUUGUGCAUUGCUUAUUUUGUUGUUUUUCUUAAAUCCUUUAUUGAUAGAUGUCAUAUAUAGUUUUAUAUUGUAUUAUACCAACUGUAAAAUGGGGUGUUUACAAACUCUAGAGUGAACAGAAACAGAUUGGUUUGUAUACUAAUCAAAUCAUCCCUUACUCUAUCAUAAUAUCUUAUUUUCAUGAUUAUUUAUGUAAUCAAUAAAGUUUCUUAACACCCUUGAGUUUUGAUACACCCACUUUUACUGGUACAUUCUGUGUGUUAUUUAAUUGAAUGACAAGGUUUUAAAUCAAAAAAUGUAAGUGUGAAUACAAAUAAUAAUGAAUUAAUUACCUAGCUGUUAUAGAAAAUAUAGAAUCAAAUAAAAUAAUUCAAGAAAAUUACUAAUUCACUACUAAAAGCUAUUUUCAUUUUGGGUUAAGGUAACAUUUGUGUUAAAUAAUUAAUAAGGAUGUGAUGCCAUUUUUCUAUUUAAAGAGUUCAUAUUUUAUCACAUGAUGUUAUUUAAAGUAACUACCUAUUUACUGAUGGCACUAAUAACUAUUUAUUACACAGCAAAGUUUCCAUUUCUAUUAAGUGCUACAUACCUCCAUGAACUGUUUGCUAUUCUUCCCAUGUUUCCCCAAUCAAAAGUGGAAUAAUAUGAAAAAUGACUUGUACUGUGUAAUAUGAAUGUUAUAAUUAUUUGUUAAAUGAUGUCAUUUCAAAAUGUGAAUGUAGAUUACGGUUUGUUUUGUGUUGUCAUAUUUAUUUACACUGGGAGAAUGAACAUCCUCUAAAAUGUACCUUUGGUAGUGUAAGAAUAUUGUGCUUUUGUAUGUUAAUAGGUUUAUAACAGACUGUUGAAAGUUCAUACUUGUGUAUAGUAAAAAGAUAGAGAAUCUAUUGAUUGUUAUCAUUGUUUGACAAACUAAAUAAUGUUGUUUAUUAUAAAUUUAUUAUAUGUUUCCUCUGGACAUGUGGCUUAAAUUGAGGAUAAUCUAUUUUUGACGAAAUAAAUGGCUAGAAUAUUUUUGUGACUGCUAUAUAAUGGAAUUGUUUAUUGAAUGGAUACCUAGCAUAUAGUUGGCCUGGCAUAAGUGAGUCAGUAAGCUAUUUGUACAAAAUUCAAGACUGUAAAUAAAAAGUCACACUGUAUAAUAUGUUAAUAAAAUAAAUUAUUAUUAAUAAUAACAUUGAUAAUGGCAAUAUAAAUUAUUUGUUACCCUAUAGAUAUCAUUUGAAUGUUUAUCCUAAAAUGUUAUAUAUAUUCAGUAAGUAACCAGGUGUAUACAUAUAAAUAAUAGGACAAAGCAAAUAAAUAUUCUCCAAUUCUGUUUCGAAGAGUAAUUGUUUCUUUAUUUUAAAAACAGUUGAAAUUGUGUUAUGAAAUAAACAGUUUAGUUGUUUUACUGCAGAGCAUAAAAGCUUUAAUAACAGCAUGGAACUUAGAGAUAUCAAGAAAGUACUUGACCUGGGGAUACAUUUUAUGUUAUCCUAACAUUUUGUGUGUUGUGUAAAUCAGUAUCUAUAAAAUUAAUAUAUUUAUUAUGUAAUAAUAAUUUUGUUUUAGUCACUAUUGAGCUAUAUUAUAUCUCACUAAUGGGGGGCCUUAGUAAUUGCGCCAAUGAAGUUUUAAUUUAUAUGUUAUAAUUAACUGAGAUAGGACUACACACUUUAUGUUGUACAUAAUUGAUUGUUCUACUCAAUAAUAGAAUAUCCAGACUCAGUAUGUAUAAUCUGUUCUACAAAUGGCUAGACCUAGUCAAAGGGUGUAGCAAGAUACGAGCAGGGGGGGGGGGGGGGGAGUCCGAUAAAAUCCUAGAAAAUGUAGGAAGUGCUCUUGAACCGUAAAGAUGUAGGUAGCCAGUUAAAAAAACAAAGUCAAUUCUAUUGGCCGGCGAAUUUUAUAAGACUGUACUAUGAUAUCUACUAUGAAUCUAGAUUCGCAUGUACCUUAGGUAUUAUAUUCCUGGUUUGUCUACGCCCCUCCUCCCCCCUAUAAAAUCCUAGCUACGCUCUUGGACAUAGUUCAACUUGUGAUCGUUACAUAGAGCAAUUGAAAAGUGGUUUGCCACUAGGUUUUAUUAGAUAUUAAAAUUUAAAGCAAAAUUGUACUCAAGAAACUGCUAGAUUUAAAUUGAAUGAAAAUUGUGAAUUUUAUGUGGAUGUUAGGUAUGGCCUAAUUAUUUAUUUAUAAUUGCAGGGUUAAAAUAUAAAUCUGUUUAAUUUAUUGAAUGACAUAAGCUUAAUAUCUAAGUUUACACACAGGAUAGUCUUGUAGAUAAUUGGUUAAGUUUGGUCCAAAUACCACUGGUGGUAUGAUUUAAAACAGCUGAUGCAGUGAUGUAAGGCAUAUUAUUUCCUUGGAUCAUUUAAACGUCUAGAUAGACUGUAACAGCUGUGAAAACGUCGAAAAAAAAAUUGAGUUUAGAGUUAACCUCUAUUUUGAGCAAUUCACACACACUAACACAAAUCGCGAAUGUGUCACGUAGCUUGUGGCGCACAUUGAAGUAUUAAACCCGGCCUGUUUUAAUCAGUGGUCUAACACCAAGAGACUAUUAGACGUAUAAAUUAUCUCAGAUUAAUUCCUUGAAGUCUGAACUUGAAGAUGUUGACAGUAGAUAAAAUCUAAUAAAUUAUUGUUGUAACCAUUAAAUGUAUUUGAAAUGGUAUAAUAUUCAAAUGCUUCCAUUACCUACACUAACAUAAAUUGCUCUUUUUUGGAUGAACUGCAAUAUUACAAAUUUAUUUAAAGUAAAUAAUAGGGUAUAUGCAUAUGAUUUAAAUAAGGGCCACAUAUUUAUUAUUAAUUUAUUCUGAAUUAGGAUUACAUCAAUUCUUUUAGUGAUAAUUUUAAUUUGAGCUAGAAAACAAUUUUUUAAAAGUGCAAAAAAUAUUCUGGCAAAUUAAUGUUUUAAAAACAACGCCAUUCCGGUGGUCAGAGCGAACUUGCCGUAAAAGUAUGGCGACAAAUGUCAAUUUUAUUAGUAUAUUCAACCUAUCCUCUUGUUUUGUUGAUAUGAACUAUGACGUCAUACUACAUGCACAUUGCACGGCAAAAUGGCACGCCCACGUGUUCUUUUUUUUUGAUGUUUUUCAUAUUUAUUCAGAUUUUGUUUUCGUUAUUGUUAAUAUGUAGCGAUGUAAACAAUGGAAGAAGCAUAUACCCAAUUGGCGCCAAAAAUUUAUAAUUCAGAUUCACUUUUACUUCUACUAGAUUACUCGGAAAAACAAUAUGUUCACUAUAACUAAUUGUAAUAUAACCAAUAAUUUACUGUUGUAUUCUAAUAUGAAUGUUAUUAUUAACUUUUUGUUUUACUACGUGACUGUGAAAUACACGUAAUUAUGUAAAGUUGGCAUGGCUUUAAAAUUCAAUCACAAUGUGACGUAGUUAUGAAAAAAGGUAUUUAUAUAUUUGACCUCUGUAAUUUACUGUAAAGGAAAUAUAUUAUGUAAAGAUACAAUAUAUAAUCUUGAAUGUGGAUCACUACAACUAUAAACUGUUAUUUUGACGACUAGUUGUUAUUCUGUGUUGUUUAUAUAAAUUCAUCUAUCAUAAAUACUAUGAUUGCGACAUAGCUUACAAAACAAAUUGUUUGAUCUUAGAUUCAGGAUUGGUCUCCGCUGCGCUCCAACUAGAUACCGCAGGCGUAGACGCAAAGUGCAGCAACUAAUACUACGCCCAAGUGAGGGUACUCGAACAAUGUGUGACGUUGACGUGCCACAUGUUUUGCUUAGUAAAACUAUGUAAAAAUAAUUUUAUAGGAAAUAAGAAAGACACUGGGAUCACAUAUCAUCAGUAAGUAUUUUGAAUUUUAUCAAUUUCAAUGUAAAAUAACACGAAGCGUAUGUUACAAAAUUUGAAAGAUGCUAUUUAGAGUCAAGUUGCCACGCACACAAGCAUCUAAAAGUGCCGUAAUAAAAAAGCUAUUGUUCUUAGGUAGGGCGGUAUCAAGUUGGUGCGCAGCGGAUACCAAUCCUUAAUCUAAGUGUUUGAUGUACAUUAUCAUUCAGAAAUCUGUGUUGCAAUGCUACAUGUCAUUUUUAUGCAAAUGAAGGCAAUCGAACACAAGGGUCAUGUUAUAAUAAGUGAUUACCACCAACCAUGUCGUUGCAACACCGGAGGAAACAAAGUAGUCCGGUGGCCUUUGAUGUUAAAUAAAUCAAUGCGCGAUUUUGGGCUUUUCCCAGAAAAUAUACCGAAAAUAGUCCGAGAACGCGAAUUCCGGAACGGGAUAUUCCGCAUAGGAUUAGAUCCGUAGUCCCUGGGGUAUAUUUAUAAUAGUUUAGGAAUGAAAUAUGUUUUGAGUUGUUUUCUUUGUAAGUAUAGUGUUUUUUCUUGGUUUUAUUUGUUUAUUAUAUUAUUAUUAUUUGGUGAGAAGGGCCGUUAUUAAUGUAAAUCAUGCAUGUCGAUCAAAUGUGUUGUUAAUAUUAAAACUAGUCUGAUAAACAGUAACUCUCGUGUACCGAAGUACAUCUCGUUCUAUUCGAGGAAUUCCGGAGAUUUUUGUCAGAAUCAAGUCGAGUUGUUAAGUAGUGUUGAUGUCAUCUAAUUUAUUUCAUAGUUAAUUAUUUGAGGUCAGGUCAUAAAUUAAUUGGAAAAUUAUGGCACGGAAUAACUUGGUUUUUAAUUGUUAUGUAUUAUGCACCCCAUCCAACCGAAUUUGAAAAUUUUCUAUAGGUACAAAAAUUGUUUCGGUCAAUGUUAGCCUUUCAAAUAACAUAAUUUGAGCAAGCCGUGUGAAGUUCUGUAAAUACUUAAAUGAGAUCAUAAUAUUAUAGUGCACUUAACGAAAAUUUCCACGAAGUACAUUCACUAGCCUCCCCCCGCCCUGUGUGCGCUUAGUCAUUUAUUGUGUAACAUUUCACUAAGUAUUUCAAUAGGAUCAAGGAAACUAGGUGCUACUACUGAUGAAUAUCCAAAAUCGUGAUUUUGAGAAAAUAUAUUAACUAAAUACAAUGGUAGCAGUGCCGGAUUAAGCAAUCGCGGGGCCCGGAGCAAAUUCUUUAAGAGAGCCCUUGAAUUUUAUUGGUAACCAAUACCGAGUGACUAACAUAUUGUCUGAGUUUUACAAUUUUGUGACAUCAAGUAAAUGCAAUAUUCCACAUCUUAAUACAUUUCAGCCAAUAAUUACGCUCAGGCAAAGCUAAAUGAGUUUAAGGUCCGGUAUCCACCAAAGUGGAGGGAAGAGGAGACGAGAGCAGAUAAGCCGCGAAUUUCUUUAUCUGUUAGUUUAAAUAAAUCAAGUGAUGUCUACGAAAGGAAGGCGUCAUCACGCAUCUCCGCUCUGCGGGGCGCAGCACUAAAUUCUAUAAAACAAUGGGACAUCUCCUCUCCACUCCGCUUGAUCCAUUUCCACAGGAGCUAAGCGGAGAGGAGACGUGAACAUAACGAAAUGUGAUUGGUUAUCAAAUCACAUCUCAAUCUCCGCUUGGUGGAUACCGGGCCUAAAUAUGUGGGGCCCGUCGCAAUUUGCUACUCUUGCCACAUGGUUAAUCCGGCACUGAAUGGUAGCAUAGUAUCAAUGCGUGUACCAAAUAAUAUAUCCGGAUAUAAUCUAACUUUUAUGUCGGUAUGUCGUGUGAAAAAUGCUAGAAUCAGAUUAAUAUAAAAGAUAGAAUAAUUAGAAGCAUAGAUAAUUGUAUAUUAAUACAUGCUAGUGUAUAUGCAUUAUCAUUUAUCUAAAGCGAUAGGAAACUCCUGUCCUCUUUUGAGAUGAAAUUGAUAGUUAUUUUGCCCGAUACGGAUAAGGACUUAAGCCGCUUAAGUCUUUGUUCCAGUAGGCAUCUCAAUAUUAAGAGUAUUGUUUUCUCUGUCGCCAAAACGUAUAUGGUACGUAUUGAGAAGCCAGCUUCCUGAAUACAAACGUUAAGGGCCGGAUAAUCGGGCCGAUGUUGCGUAGGUGAAAGAUUUGAUCUAAGGAUUGGAAUUUGAGCAAUUUUUUUUCAUUACUUAUCUAUUUUUCACUAUAUUGUGUAUUCUAUUAUUUUUGAUGAGUGGUGAGAUAAUAUCAGUACCAAAACAAACUUUGUAGCUUUUAUAAUAAAUAAAAGGUGUAUAUAAUAUAUGCUAUUUUGGCAAGAUGAAAUAAAUUAUUGAUUUUUAUUUUUCGGUAUCCGGCUAGAUAUAGUCGUGAUAGGCUGGAUAACGGAUUGUUACCGGAUCCCUUUCAUCCCUAAGUUUUUUAUAUUAAAAUAUUAACAAUGCGUUCGUUAUAUAUAUAUAUUAGUAUUUUAAUUUAUAAAUUGCGGGCAUAUUUGAAAUACUUUACGAAUGUUGAUAAAUAUCUAACGAUCAUGUACCUAGCCAAUAUGUUUGAUGCCUGUUUUAUUGAUUCUAUUGAAUUUAUUUUUGUCUGCAUUGAUUGAUUGAAUAAAGUACUUAAAAACUA
Leptidea sinapis is the source of this 7873-nucleotide messenger RNA. RefSeq names its product TAR DNA-binding protein 43-like. Gene Ontology annotation, cellular component: nucleoplasm. Bases 129 to 1358 code for a protein of 409 amino acids. The record is from RefSeq and is a predicted model, not a curated record. The transcript has a single exon. NCBI's taxonomy places the organism in Eukaryota, Metazoa, Arthropoda, Insecta, Lepidoptera, Pieridae. Gene Ontology annotation, molecular function: RNA binding. Gene Ontology annotation, biological process: regulation of gene expression.